Neurospora tetraspora is the source of this 835-nucleotide messenger RNA. RefSeq lists its product as uncharacterized. The record is from RefSeq and is a predicted model, not a curated record. Bases 139 to 657 code for a protein of 172 amino acids. NCBI's taxonomy places the organism in Eukaryota, Fungi, Ascomycota, Sordariomycetes, Sordariales, Sordariaceae. The transcript is spliced from 2 exons.
CUUUCACAGAGGCUUCCCGUUGGAUGGUAAACCGUGCUCGACCUCUCUUCCUUGCCGUGAACUGAAACCUUUUAAUCAAUGCUGAUACAUCUGACAACAGCAUUAUCGCUCUCGGGUCUACGACCUUGAUUUCUCAAAAUGUUGCCCGUGUCAAUGACUGCCAGGCAAUUAGAAUACUGGACGUGUGGACAGCAGACUAGCAGAAUUCUCGAUUCUGUUGUGUCGUCUCGUCGGGAUCUCCGUUCCGAAAUCAACGCAUCAACGGUAUGCAGUGGCACUCAUUUGCUGUCCGUCUGUCUGUUCUGUUCUGUUCUGUCGAUUCUUUUCAAGGUUCCUUCGAGCAUCGCUUCCAGUCCUUCCAGUCCUUCCACAGACCCCCUCUGCUCCUCCAACCCCUGUACUAUCAAUCGGGAUGGAAUAAGCGUCUGUUCCCGUGUGUGCUUAUAUGUAACCGAUGGUGCAAUGGUAAGAUUCAUCGAUGGAGCGGCGCAGACGCGCAAGCAAUUAACCAUCGUAACCACACACGUGGUAAAAUACUCGGCGCCCGCCUGGCAUUGGUUCAUCAGUCGGACUGGCGGACUGCUCAUUGCAACCACUUUAUGCGACAGAUGCGACAGAACGCUGGUGCCGCUGGCCUAUCCUUCCUCUCGGGUCUGAAGUGAGGCAUGGAAGGCAGGCUAGAAAACGCUCGACCCUAGCCUAGUAGUAGGCUGUAACACCAUCUGCGAGACGCAAGGCGCUACUUCAUUUAUCCAGAGUCCUGGAAGCCUUGGAAGGAUAUCCGGCCGCCAGGGUUUGGUGAGUGAGUGCUCUGUACCCUUGGGCCUUGGUGUUA